CCAGCUCCGCGGCGCCCUCGCCGGGUGCGUGCCGCUCGUGCGCCCGCCCGCCAGGCUCUCCGCGCCCGCAGCCCGCGCCGCCCUGGCCCGGGCCCUCCCGCCCGCGCUUCAUGGCUGCGCACGAGUGGGACUGGUUCCAACGCGAGGAGCUCAUCGGGCAGAUCAGUGACAUCCGAGUGCAGAACCUGCAAGUUGAGAGGGAAAAUGUGCAGAAGAGGACCUUUACUCGAUGGAUAAAUCUACAUCUAGAAAAGUGCAACCCACCUCUAGAAGUUAAAGACUUAUUCAUUGAUAUACAAGAUGGCAAAAUCCUAAUGGCCUUGUUAGAAGUCCUGUCUGGGCGGAAUCUGCUGCACGAAUACAAAUGUUCAUCACAUCGUAUUUUUCGGUUGAAUAACAUAGCGAAAGCACUCAAGUUUUUGGAAGAUAGCAAUGUUAAACUGGUUAGCAUCGAUGCAGCAGAAAUAGCAGAUGGCAACCCUUCUUUGGUUCUUGGGCUGAUAUGGAACAUAAUCCUCUUCUUCCAGAUUAAGGAGCUCACAGGCAACCUCAGCAGAAACUCUCCAUCUUCCAGCCUCUCACCCGGCUCAGGGGGCACAGACUCAGACUCAUCCUUCCCACCCACACCCACCACAGAGAGAGAGAGGAGCGUGGCCAUAUCGGUGAAAGACCAGAGGAAGGCCAUCAAGGCCCUGUUGGCAUGGGUGCAGAGAAAAACGAGAAAGUAUGGCGUGGCAGUGCAGGACUUUGCGGGCAGCUGGAGGAGUGGACUGGCUUUCCUGGCAGUGAUCAAGGCCAUUGACCCCAGCCUGGUGGACAUGAAACAGGCCCUGGAAAAUUCCACACGAGAAAAUCUCGAGAAGGCUUUCCGCAUUGCACAGGAUGCCCUGCACAUCCCCAGGCUCCUGGAGCCAGAAGACAUCAUGGUUGACACACCGGACGAGCAGUCUAUCAUGACUUACGUGGCACAGUUUCUAGAGCGUUUUCCGGAGCUGGAAGCUGAAGAUAUUUUCUAUUCAGAUAAAGAAGUUCCUAUUGAAUCCACUUUUGUUCGUAUCAAAGAAACUCCUUCUGAACAGGAGAGCAAAAUCUUCGUUCUGAAUGAAAAUGGGGAGCACACCUACACUAUUAACCAUGAAACCAGCCACCCACCACCCUCCAAAGUCUUUGUCUGUGACAAGCCUGAGAGCAUGAAGGAAUUCCGCCUGGAUGGUAUUUCUAGCCAUGCACUGUCAGACAGUUCCACUGAGUUCGUGCACCAGAUCAUUGACCAGGUCCUGCAAGGGGGCCCAGGUGACACCAGUGACAUCAGUGAGCCAUCUCCAGAAACCUCCAUUUUAUCAUCCAGAAAGGAGAGCCAGAGGUCCAACUCUUUGCCAAUCAAGAAAACAGUUCACUUUGAGGCCGACAGCUGCAAGGAUGCUUCCUGCAGUAAGGACCUGUCCCUUCACUUUGAAGGGAGCCCGAGAGUGGCAAAGGAACCACUGAUGGAGGAUGGACACAUCUUGGCAGUUGAGGUUGCUGAGGAAAAGGAAUGGAAACAGGAAUCCUUGAAGAUUCCAGAAUCCUUCUCUGACAAGGUCCCUGGUGAUGUUUUUUUUGCGGAGGGCACGAUCAAUAAUUCUCAGUCUUCUUCCUCCUAUAAUGGUGCUUUAGAGAGUACAGCCAGCCACGAUGAAGAAAGUCACUCUCUUUCACCCCCAGGAGAGAAUACCAUGAUGGCCAAUUCCGUGGAGUUCAAGGUUAAUCUGAUGACUGUAGAACCUCUGGAUGAGGAAGACUAUUUCGAAGCCAUCCCAUUAAAAACCUCGAAAUUUAACAGCGACCUAAUAGAUUUUGCUUCUACCAGCCAGGCUUUCAACAAAGUUCCUUCACCUCAUGAGACAAAACCUGAUGAGGAUGAUGAGGCUUUUGAGAAUCAUGCUGAAAAACUUGGUAAAAGGAGUACUAAAUCUGCUCACAAAGAGAAAGAUUCGCCAGAGCCUCAAGUUAAGUCUAACAAACAUGAAGCUCACCAGGACUCCGGAGAAGAAGCUGAAGGCUGUCCUUCGGUCCCAGAAGAGACACCAACAGAUAAAAAGCCAGAGGUAUAUGAGAAGGCCAAGGGAAAGUCCAUCCGUCCUCAUGAUGAGGAAGAGGGAGAAGACGGUGACCUGCAGGGUGUGGGUGAGGAAUUAUCUUCCAGCCCCACAAGCAGCAGUGUCAGUCUGGAGACCCUUGGGAGCCACAGUGAAGAAGGCCUGGAUUUCAAGCCCUCCCCACCCGUCUCAAAGGUUUCCGUCAUUCCCCAUGACGUCUUCUAUUUCCCGCACUAUGAGGUUCCCCUGGCUGCAGUUUUGGAGGCUUAUGCAGAAGACCCAGAUGAUCUAAAAAAUGAAGAAAUGGAUCUCGAAGGUCCAGAGGGUUGUAUGCAAGACCUGGACUCCAGGGAGGAGGAGGCCGAUGGCUCUCAGAGUAGCUGCAGUUCCUCAGUGCCAGGCGAGUGCCUCCCCAGUGCCAGCGACCAGGUGCUGUAUCUCAACAGGGAUGGUGGGAAUACCACACCAGCCUCGGAACCUGCUCCUCUGGCCCCCCAUGAGGACCACCAACAAAGGGAGACCAAAGAGAGUGACCCCAUGGACAGCCACCAGUCCCAGGAAUCCCCAAACCCGGAAAACAUAGCAAACCCCCUAGAAGAAAAGGUAACGAAAGAACCAAUCAGCAGUAAAAAAAAGGAAAAAAGGAAACAUGUGGACCACGUAGAAAGUUCGUUAUUUAUAGCACCUGGAACUGUUCGAGCCUCAGAUGACCUAGAAGAAGACACUGGCGACCACAGCGUUCCUUCCAGGACUAGUCACAGUGACUCCAGCAUUUACAUUCGACGGCAUACUAAUAGGUCUUUGGAAUCGGAUCAUUUUAGCCAUGUUCAGUUGAGGAACGCAGCAGAUCUGGACGACAGAAGAAACCGAAUGUUAACCAGGAAGGCCAACAGCUCGGGAGAAGCCAUGUCACUGGGGAGCCACAGCCCGCAGAGCGACUCCCUGACACAGUUUGUCCAGCAGCCGGAUAUGAUGUAUUUUAUUCUCUUCCUCUGGCUCCUGGUGUACUGCUUACUGCUCUUCCCACAACUGGAUGUUAAUAGGCUGUGAUGCGUGUGUCUGGAUAAUAAAAAAGAUAGGACCCUGACUGGGGGCGGGGUUACUUCAUUUUAUUUUGGGUUCUGGGUGGGGCACUUCUGCAGACAGUUGAGGACCUCCGAGGAAACUUAGACCCCCUUUCUCGCUGUUGGGGUUUAUUUUUUUUUUUCCCUGACUACCUGAGCAUGCUUUUUUCUUUGGCUAUGUACUUAAAACUCAGGCAGAGAGCUGGAUCCGUAGGUGGGGUUUUGUCCUCGUGUGCCUUGCUGGGUCAGAUAGGAAGCAUCGUUAGUGAUCAUUAGCCUGCCUGGAUCUUAGCACUUCCCACACGCAGGUUCACGUCUUGGAUGAACUUGAGUUUCUUACCUCUCAGAUGAAGGGCUGCUUGAUGAGGAAGAGGGUGGGUGCCCCAGGCCAAGCCCUAGCUGGGAAGAAAGCUGUCACGUUUUCCUCCAAGCAUGGGUGUUUGAGAGAAGGUGCUGGGGUCCACACACCUGUUGCAGUCUGGUAACUGGUUGCAUUUACUGGGGAAACCAGAGCAGCCGGCUCUGUGCAAGCACAUCCCGGAAUGGCAGAAUCCAGGGAGGAAGUUGAAAGCUGUGUUGAGAGCCAUAGUGUGCUCUUUUUCACCUCGGUUUUUCACCUUGUUUUGUUUUGUUUUGAGGGGAGAUGCAUUUUAAAUUCACUUUUCCAUUGAUUGGAUUAGAGCCAUGAUUUCAAAGGCCCCACAGGGCCCUGUAAAGGCCAUGCGGAGUGGCUGGGCUGGAAUCAGCUCCCACUGGUGCCGCAGCUGGACGCUGCGGCAACUUCCUACCAAUGAAAGCUUUGGUGCACACCUGCCUCAGAAUGCAUGUCUUGGCACGGGUAUCCUUUGUGGUCAGUUGCAGUGGGCUUCUUGAAAAGGCUUUCUGGACAGCACUCCGGGAGCAGGCCAGCACAGGAGGUUUCUGAGAGAAGAGAGGUGUCUCUAGCACCCACCCAGCCGCACUUCCCACCAUCUCCCUCAGCCCUGGGCUCCAUCUGCUCACUCCUUCCUCCCAAGACUCGAGUCUGUGCAUCGGUUUCUCCUCCCCUUGCUCUCCCCUUCAGAAAGCAUGUACCAGGCAACCUUAUGAAAUCGUGAACGAGUCAAGAGAGAACUGAGAGAGCAUUUUGUCUGGCUGAACACAGAGAGACAGAGCAUCUUGCCCAAGGUCACACAGUCAAUCAGGGAUGGACUUGCAGUGAGCAUACAGGCACUUGAUGCCCUGUCCAGAGCUGUCCCCUCUUGUAGGAGACUUCCACCAGGCACGCCAGUGUCCUGAGAAAAAGAUUAAAUGACUAGAUUAAAAUGUCCACCUUCAAACAAAACUGAAAAUUUUACGCCAACUAUUGACAUUUAUUUUGUUCUUGUAUUUUUCCCAUGAGGAAGUCUUAUUCACCUUCAACUCAUCUCCGAUUCCUUCUGUAAUACCCUUGACAGCUGCAACAGCUUGUCAUUUGACAUACAAGCAUCGUUCUUACUCCAGGAAUCACGUUUCUUUCUUUGCUAGCCAAGGGCUUGCUCAUUUCAAGCAGUGGGUUUCAAGUUUACUGAAUUCCAGCAUGGCCAGAAGAAUUUACAUAGCACAUCUGAGUUGAUGACAGCCAAAAUCUGGCCUCUAAACCAGUCUGAUUAUAGUCUGUCUCCCCUCCUGAAAGAAUUUCAGCCUUCCAAGCAGAAAGCUGUUGGGAGCUUGGAGUGAUUCCAUCUGGAAGGCCAAGAGCCCCAUGGAAAAUGAGCUAGUUAAUGAGCUCCCUGGCAUCAGUGAAAGCGCAAAGGUACAGAUAAUAAAGAUUAUGUGUGUGAUAGUUUAUAACCCUGGGCACCACGUGGUCCCCGCCUAAAUUAGAUGCUCGAAGAGCCUGGGAAGAGCUGACCCAAAUGUGCAUCAUUUCAUUUUAUGGGUCUAGACCUUGUUCAGAAAAACCUCUGCAGGCUUCUUCUCUCACCUAUUACAACUUGUAAUGUUGUUUAAAACAUCUAUUGGCAAGAUGCCUAAAAGUCAUUUGGUUCUGGUUGGCUGUCAACUGAUUUUUUUUUAAAAGGAAAAGAAAGUCUCAUUUGAAUAUAGACUUCUAUGGAAGAAGUUGGAUAUAGAAAAUGGAUGUGGAAGUCUGCAGAACAAACCACCCAUUGCUUGUAAUUUUAUUUUAAUUAAAAUAAAUACAGUAAGAGAGCUGAGGUCAGGACAUUGAGGCCAGCCUUUAACAAGAACUAGCAGUGCCCUAAGUCUUGCUCCUUAGAAGUAGCCACUUUCAACUCUCUUAUAUUUGCAUGUUUUAAUUAAUUAGAAACAUCUACUGGCUUGCUAUCACAGUAGAUGAGAAUUUCACUCUUACCAUACUGUGUUUUGGUUUUCCAGUGUAGCUAGAUCACAUCAUUUAGUACAUUACUGUUAGGUGUUGACAUUACUUGGAGCACGUAAGGAUUGUUGACUCCCAAGCCCAGCACUGCCUUAUGGUAAUGUGUCCUUUGUCCUCCAAAUUUCCCCCCUUAAUUUGUUAUUCUCUCUCUUUACUUUUUUUUUUUUUUUUGGCGUGGCACAUUCUUUAAUAACUUCCUGAGGAAGAGAACAUGGGAAGUUAAUAUGGUUGUAAAUAUUUGGAGAUUUUUGCAUGACUUAAAUUGUGUAUUCUGCUGAGCACAGAAUGCCAGGUGGAAAACAAUACCUUCUCCUAUCCCCUCCCAAGUGGGGUGGUUGAGAUUUCGGAUGUCAUUCUGAUUCCCAUGCCUUUGUAUGUGACUUAGGUUUUUUAUCCACCCUCCCUGGAAACAUUUAAGAUCUCCUUAUUCUUGGUGUUCUGAACUGCCAUGAUGGCAUUGUAUCCUGAGUGUUGAACCUUGUGCUGGGCCCUCAUGGGAAAUUUCUUAAAUGUUCCUGUGAUUAUUCACAUCCUUUGUUUCUGACCACCUAUUAUUUCAAUGUUGGAUCUUCCCCUGCCCCCAGGCUGAUGCUCUGAUAUUUUUCUGUUUUAUUUUUCAUCUAUGUUUCUGAUCUUCAGGAAGAAUUAUUUGUUUUUAUCUUCUUAAUCUGAAGGUUUUAUUGAAUUUUUAUUUUCCAAAUUAACAAAACCUUUAGUCAUUGUCCUGUCUUUGUUUUAUAGUGUCCUGUUCUUGAUUAGUGGAUGCAGAUCUUAGCUCUCUGUGGAUGUUAAUGAUUGUGUGUUGAGGGGAAGUUCUUUCCUGCUCCCUGUGUUGCCCUUGUUUUCUCAAGUUUUCUUUCUUUUGGUUGGUCUCAGUCUCUUUCAUGUUAUAAACUUUUCUCAGACAUCCUGUGGAUCUGUUCAUGUUUAAGAGUGAGGCAUCCAAAAGCUGACUCGAAGCUCUGCACCACUGGUCAGCUUUUCCCUAGGAUUACCAGGUGGGCAUCUGGACUCAUCACUGGAGAACCCUGCAUGUCAAUAUUUGCAGGUUUUUCUCUGGGGUUCAUUCUGUUUCUUUAGAGAUAUUCCCACUACUCUGCUACCUAGGAAACGGGCAUACACAGGGCUGCUUUUAGCCUACGUUGAGCCCUCAUGGAGUUUCAGAAAAGGUGUCCCAUCUGGGCAGAGCCCCCAUGAGCACUUGGCUUGACUGGCAGAGGACACCUUUUGCCCCUUCCUCCAGGCGUACGCAGCCCUGAACUUGGACAAUGCUUGAGAAACAACGCAAAGGCUGGAUUUUAACUCCUAACUGGCCUACUUAGCCAGGUGCCUCCGUGCAAUGCACAAACUGUAGGGCCAUAUCCAGAGACCCUGGUCUAUAUCUGAGUGCCUGAGUUCUGACCACUGAGCAGGCAGCCUCAUCACCCAUGAGUAGACUCAUUAAGUUGCUCCCACCUUUGCUAUGCCUGGUGUCCCUGAGUGGGAGCUGCUCUGAUUUCUCCAUGGAGUAGGAGCAUGGUGGUCAUCUGUUGCAUGGGAAGGACAGGGGGCCUCAGAGCCAACAAAUGAACUGGUCUUCAGCCCCAUGUCUUACCUCAUGCCUCCCAUUCCAAUCCCCAAGCCUCUCCUGGAGGCCACAGCACAUCUCUGCUGACCACUCUGUGGCCUCCCCGCUGCAGGCAUGUGGUUUUAGGAUCCCCCGCCCUGCUCGCUUCUCUGUCACUUUCAUUCCUGCGUAAAUAGGUGGCUAGCUCUGGCCUACUGUUCUCUUCUCUAUCCCUCUGUCUUCAUGGCUAUAUUAACAUAACUUUCAUUCCUUUGCUCUUAUUCUUAUGGUGUUUCAUGAAGGAAGAAAUGGGCCUGUGUGUUCGGUAUACCAUCUUGAUGCAUAAAUGCCAUUUGCGUUUUCUCAUUGGUUGCUUAGGGGGCUUGCUGCUCUGUUGAGUGGUUUGUGAACAUGCCCUGUGUUCAGCUGGGGCUGUAGCAACAUCUAUCCUGUCGAGCUGUGAUCUACUGAGUGCCUUUGUGUAAUGCUGUGCCAAGUGCAGGAAAGGGUUAAAUAGCAUGGGUAAGUUCUGCUUGAAUGCCAUGAUUAGUUAUUACCCUCCUUCCUUCCACCUGGUUGUGCUGCCUACUCCAAGUGAAUGAUCUGAGAUCUCCUGCCUCCCCAAAGACAUAGUCUAUGUGGUCGUGUGGGUUCUAGAUUUUCUUUACCACCCCACUUCAUUUAAGAAACAGAAAACUGACUAGGCACAGUAGUGGCUCACACCUAUAAUCCCAGCAUUUUGGGAGGCCAAGGCAGGAAGAUUGCUUGAGGCCAGGAAUUCGAGACCAGCCUCCAUCUCUACAAAAAGUUAAAUUUAAAUUAGCUGGUGUGGUGGCAUACACUUGUAGUCCUAGCUACUUGGGAGGCUGAGGCAGGAGAAUUGUUCAAGCCAAGGACUUCGAGGUUACAGUGAACUCUGAUCCUGCUGUUGCAUGCCAGCCUGAGUGACAGAGCGAGACCCUGUCUCAAAAAUAAAUACAGAAACAAGUAGUCCACACAGGUGUUUGCCAACAAACAAAUGGCAUGGGUCUCUGCUGAACAUUUUGGCCAACAUUUCCUUGUCAAAGUUUGUAUCUUGCCAUAGUUGAUGAUCAGGGUGGUCAGGUGUUCCUGGGCAGAUCUGACCUUUGUGGGGAGAUAGUCUCCCACCAAGGCUCAGAAGCAGGAAGUACAUUCUCAUUGCCCCAUGGGCAGCCACCCAGAACAUGGACUUCUCCAUUUGUGGGGUUCAGCACAGCUCCCCCCACCCUCUUCCCAUGCAGUGCGUGUCUGCCCUUUGUCAGGAUGGAACAGAGGGAAGGUGGAGGCAUUGGGGGCAGCCUGUGUAAUUGAUCUCUGUAAGUCACAGACUUUGAAAACCUCAGGAAUUACAUAAGCACUCAGUGCCUCGUUUAAGAGAUGAAAAACUAAAGAUUAGAAACGGGAAACCACUAGUUACCCUGCUAGUUUGUGACCUCGGGAUAGCCAUCUUCAUUCCAGUUACAUUUUCUACAAAACUACAGCCUCAGCUGCUGAAGCUAAUCUCCCCACCCCUUAUCACUAAGGACUCAGAACAGAAUGGAGAUCAUCUCCAACAAAAGUCAGAAUAAGCAAGUACAGGUGUGUCUUGCGAACAUGUCAGAAUCCAUCAUGGCUGCUUUGGUAAGGAGCUGUUCUCCUUCCGUUGUCGUCCAUUGGAGGGCAGCUGUAUGACAAGAAUGCUUUCACAUGUGCUCCGAUUGUCUUAACUCUCCAGAAGGACUUCAGAAGCCUCUGGAGUUUUGAGACAUGGCCUCUCUCUCCUUUCUGCUUGGAGACUCCUUCCUCAGGGGUCUCCACUGCUUUCCUUGUCUGUAUUCCUUUGUGGAGCUUUGUGUCCUGAGGUCCCAGAAAUGGGCUGUGUGGGAGCCUCCAGUCAGCCUGGCUUCUCAGGACCUUCUUAGCCAUGUGCUUGCCAGGAAAUGAGACGGCACAAAGCUCUGCAAGGCCCAGGUGUGUUAUUUCUCCUUCCCCAACAUUGCAUAAUCACUGCUGACUCAGCAUUUGGGGAAGAUGUAAUGUCUUCGGCCAGCAUCUGCCAUCUGGAGCUGCCACCAAAUAGCAGGUUGUUCUGGGCCAUCGAGCUCGUGAGGGGGCUGCCCUAAUGACAAGGUCCAGGACCUGGGCUGGGUGGCAGAAGGCUGGGAGCUGGCAUGGGAGUUAUCGUGCUUCUUUGCUAAAAAUUGCUGUGGGCUUUUCCCCUAACAGCCAGUGUGGGAGAGCUAAACAUGAGACACAGCAUUCCUUUGAGCUCCACAGAUCUGGCGCCUUGCUCUCACCAGGCAUUUCCUUGGAGAACAGCUGUCAGCGACUCAAGGACGUGAACCCCAUGCACAGACUUUGCAUGGACUUUGCACAGGUUCCGUUUCCAUCAUGUGCAGACACCUGUGUCUUUGGGCUCCACAUGAGCAUCUGCCCUCUUCACUCUGAUUUUCUUUUUUUAAGAGACAGUGUCUUACUCUGUCACAGAGGCUGGAAUGCAGUGGUGCAAUCACAGCUCACUGCAGCCAGGAACUCCUGGGCUCAGGCAAUCCUCCUGCUUUGGCCUCCCAAGUAGCUUGUACUACAAGUGUAUGCCACCACACCCACCUAAUUUCUUUACCUUUUGUAGAUACAGGUCUCACUGUGUUGCUCAGGCUGGUUGCAAACUCCUGGCCUCAAGUGAUCCUCCUGCCUUGGCCUCCCAAAGUGCUUGGUUUAUAGGUGUGAGCCACUGUGCCUGGCCUUCACCGUAACUUUUUUUUAAGACCCCUACAGUGACCUUCAGACCUUGUCAUUUCUCUACCAUUGUGUGUGAGACAGGGCAUGGCGUGAGCUUGGUCAUGUGUAGGUCAGAAGCCUGGAGACUCAGAGCUCCUGGUUCCCCGAGAGCCUGCAAAAGUUAUCAGAGUUCCUGAGCUGACUGUUCUGCAAUUGCCAGACCCCACAAUGCUGGGAAUACUGGCUUAUUUGUGUUUAGAACUUGUUCUGAGAACCUGGCUGAGAACACAUCAAGCAAGCAGUUCCUCGCAGCCAGGGCUGGAGCAGCAUGCCAAAAAGCAUUCUUGUCUAUGGAAAAAAGACAACCAGCAUUUUGUGCUGUUUGACCAACUUGUUUUUAAAUACACACAUGCCUCAACAGUCCCAGCCUCAAUCCCAUUCCUAACUUGUUUAAAUCCCUGACACUCAGAUGUCAAGGCUAACUUCAUCUAGCAGGGUUCUCUUUAAAGGAACUCUUUUUUUUGUUUUCAUUUUAAUCACUGCCUUCUUCUCUGGGUGGUAUUAUGGGAUAGAGAAAGAAGUCAGGUUUGGGAGUCAGCCACAUUAGAUUAGAGCCCCAGCUCUGUCACCAGAUCUCGGGGUGAUCUUGGUGAACUAACCUCUGAGCUUCUGUGCAUUAUUGGCAUUCACCACGUAUUUGUUGAAUGAAAAAUAGCUUUUUUGAAAGUUUAUGAAGUUGUCGGAUGCCCAGCAGCACCCGUUUUUCUCUGUAUCCUUCCUCUUGAAGCAAGCAUUGACUAUACCUCUUUCCCUAACCCUCAGUUUACCAUCGCUUCUUCUAACCUCUCUCCAAUCCACUACCUUCUUCCAAGCUACCCUGUCUCAAAUCUAACUCAGGCCUUUUUGCAAGAGGAAGUUUAAGCCAUUGUUUACUCAUUAACUCACUUGACCCUUAGAACAAUCAUGGGAGGUGUUUAUUUCAGAAAGGAAGCUAAAGCACAGGACAGAAAAAUAACAGGGUCAUAGCACGAGCUAAUAAGUAGUAGAACCGGGAACACAGGUCUCUUGUUUCUAACAUGGAUUUGCACUCUCAACCUCACUGCGGUUGCAAAUUUGCAACCAAAAUGCCCACCCUGAAAGGGUCUUUUGCAGUAAAAUCUCAGUGUCCAACAUCCAAGACAGUUCUUCAGGGUCUUCAAUUAACUGUACGUCCUGCCCCCAGCUGCUCAUGUCUGCACCUGUAACGUGUACUUCUCAGAGUAGGAAACUGGGCUUUCUCCUUCAAAAAGAAAAGUAGAGAAGGCCGAAGACAGCAUAAUUAAAAUGGAGAGGUAGAGACCACGAUUACUUGAAUGAAUUCAUAAUUGGUCUCCGAGACAGGGAUUAUCAUUUUUCCUGUAUUUUAAGCUUAAAAGUAAUGAUUUUGCAUUGUUACAAAAAACAAAAUAGCAAAAUAUUUGAUAUUUGUAUUCUAUUUCCAACAGCUACCACCACUUCCUUUAGCCCCAGCAAAAAUGAAUAGGUGCAUAUUCUCUGCAAGUCCAUGCUGUGAGAAAGGACAGCCCCAGAACGCCAGUAUUUCUAAAUGUCAUGCAAGGAUUUACACACGUUUUCAAAGGAAACUCUGGGAGCGCCUAUUACCUGGAGAGCUGACAUUGUCCAAAACAGGCCAACACUGGUCUGCGUAUGGAGAACCCACGUCCUAGCUCUGGCUCACCUGCAGAUGCCUUGAAUUUACCUCUCUGGGUUGGAAGUGGGAAGACCUCUUUUAAAAGUCCUUUCUAGGUUUAAAACUCUGAAGGUUACCAAGGUAGUUUUUAUUUAUCUCAAUAAGCGGCCUAUUGCUCAAAUCAAGUUUACUUCUGUAUUAUAGCCCCAAAGCUUAGGGCAGUGCUUCUUGGCUUUCGUAUCUGAGAAAGGUGCCUUUGGGAAGAGCUUGAAUCUUACAGGUUUGGGAUGGAUGUUUGAGGUAGAACCUGGGAAAUCUGCUUCCUAGGGCUGUUAGAACUAAAUUGGUCUCCUUAAAUUACGUCAGCAUCUGAGGGAGUUUCUUAAGGGAAUUUCUUUUAAAUUCAACAGUUCAGCUGCAGAAAUAGGUGUAAAGGACUAGAUCUUCCCACUCCCUCACCUUUUCCCCUUUCCUAAUAACGACUCAAAAAGGCUCCUGAAAUUCUACUCAGAGUCAGAGCCGUUUGCAUUCCAGCAAGGAUCCCUUAAGCCGACGGCUGGCAUGCUGGUGUAGGAUGUCCCUGGGGUAGGAGAGGUAGCUGUGGGGAGGGGAGUGUGGCGCAGGGGACACCUGCCCUCUGACCUUGAAAUUGCACCAUAAGAUGCUGCCUGUGUCACUCAUAGUGGUGCUGAAACUAUCCGCCAAAGACAAAUUGUGAACAUGGAAAAAUUGUUGUUCCCUACUGUACAUCCUCAGGACAUACUACUAAAACUUGGAGACAGGCGAUUGUUCAGACCAUAUUGUACUGGGUGGUGAUGGGUGUUUUAUUUCGGGGGAGUCUGGUCUAUUUAGCAGAUUUAAUGUUUCCUUAUUGUCAUGGCAGGGCUUAAUUGACUAAGUUUGAAAGUUUUUACUGAAAGCUCUAAAAAAACUAUUGAGGAAAAUGAAAUGUUAUUUUGUAGUACAAGGAUUAUUUUUGUCUAGUAUAUACAUAACUGUAGCUUUGUAAAAAAAAAGAAAGAGAUCUUUGUAAAAAAUAUAUUAAUGUCCUGUCUUAUUUAUUGAUUACUGUAAAUGAAAAUAUAAAUGGCUAUUUGCAUAAUUUAUACCUGUGGGAAAUUAACUGGAGUAUUUGUUAUUUGACUGUUUUCUAUUAAGGAAUAUUAGGCUUGGUGCUAUGAUGAGUGAUCUUGUAAAAUUACCUGUAUUCUUAAAGAAAAUUUUUGAAUAUAAAUUUCUUGAACUGAC
Molecule: messenger RNA, 12682 nt
Organism: Sapajus apella (tufted capuchin)
Lineage: Eukaryota; Metazoa; Chordata; Mammalia; Primates; Cebidae
Gene: CLMN
Product: calmin
Exons: 13
Coding region: 111-3128 (1005 amino acids)
Biological process (GO): nuclear migration
Cellular component (GO): cytoplasm; meiotic nuclear membrane microtubule tethering complex; nuclear outer membrane
Molecular function (GO): actin filament binding
Source: RefSeq, a predicted model, not a curated record